Metopolophium dirhodum (rose-grain aphid) is the source of this 1590-nucleotide messenger RNA. RefSeq names its product RNA exonuclease 4-like. NCBI's taxonomy places the organism in Eukaryota, Metazoa, Arthropoda, Insecta, Hemiptera, Aphididae. The record is from RefSeq and is a predicted model, not a curated record. Gene Ontology annotation, cellular component: nucleus. The transcript is spliced from 5 exons. Gene Ontology annotation, biological process: rRNA processing. Bases 176 to 1462 code for a protein of 428 amino acids. Gene Ontology annotation, molecular function: nucleic acid binding; 3'-5' exonuclease activity.
CUUUCCGGCUUAACAGUCAAUUUUUGAUGAAGAAAAAAGAAAAUCAUUUUAGUAAUAAUUGACGUUUUAAAUUUUUUAUAUUUAAAUUCUCUAGUUUCAAAAACGUGUCAUAUUGGUCCUUUUUAGUCCUGUUUAGUUUUUUCUCCUCAAUUUGCAAACUAACCCUAACAAUAAAAUGUCAAAGAUUUUUGAGCAAGAAAAAGUAUGGCUUGAUAAAUCAAAAUAUGAUGAAGUGGAAUGUGUAAAUUAUGAAAAACUAUCAAAGAAUAAGGUGGAAAAAACUAUUACUAGUGGUGCUAAUUCAUGUGGUACGACAAUGGCAUCAGGCAGUUCGCCCCUCGAAGAUAACAGUCGGAUUACAGCAAUAUCAAAGCAGGAAAAUAAUGAUAUUGAAGUUGUAGCGAUCGACUGUGAAAUGGUCGGCAUUAAUCAUGAUGGACGUGAAGAUAUGUUGGCUCGUGUUUCGAUCAUUAACUCUAAGGGUGAAAUUAUCUACGACAAGUUUGUCAAGCCCACAACGAAAGUGACAGAUUAUCGUACGCCGGUGAGUGGCAUUCGACCUGAAGAUAUUGAACACGGGGAGAUAUUUACCAAAGUAAAACAAGAAGUCUUGCGAGUACUCAAAAACAAAAUAGUGAUAUGCCAUUCACCAAAAAAAGACUUAAAGGUACUGAAGAUUUCCCACCCCAGAUGUAUGAUUAGAGACACCUCAACCUACUCUAAUUUCAUGCAAUUCACUGAAGGUCGAAAGCCUAGUCUGAAACAAUUGACAUUACAUUUUCUUGGAGCUAGCAUACAGGAAGGACAACACAGGUCUGUUCAAGCUGCCAAGGCAGCACUACAGUUGUACAUGAUUUUUCGUGAUGAUUGGGAAUCACAGAUUAAUUUGAAAAAUAAUGCCGUCAUACAGGAGAAGGAAAAUAAUGAUAUUGAAGUUUUAGCGAUUGACUGUGAAAAGAUUGGAGUACAACAGGGAAAUACUCAUGGAAAUAUGUUAGCUCGUGUCUCGAUAGUUAACUCGAAGGGCGAAAUCAUUUACGACAAGUUUGUCAAGAACACAGCGAAAGUGACAGAUUAUCGUACCUCGCUGAGUGGCAUUCAACCUAAAGAUAUCUUAUACGGGGUAGGAAUUUCCAAAGUAAAAAAACAAGUCGCGCGAAUACUCAAAAACAAAUUGUUAGUAGGCCAUUCACUAAAAAACAAUUUUAGGAUGUUGGAGAUUUCGCACCCUGAACAUAUGCUUAGAGACAUAUCAACGUGCUCGACAUUUACAAUAUUAACAAAAAAUCAAAAGCCUAGUCUGAAACGAUUGGCAAGAUAUUAUUUUGAAACUGUAUUACCGGAUGGAGAACACAGAUCUGUUGAAAAUGCCAAAGCAGCACUACGGUUGUACAUGCUGGUUCGGAAUGAUUGGGAAAAACGGUUAAAAAAAAAAAGAAAAAACAGUUCUAGAAAGAAAUGAGAAUAAACCAUUAAAUAAUAAAUUGUAAGGUUUUGAUGGGAAAGGGUAUACAAAAAUUAACAUCAUACUUUUGUUUUGUAGUAAAUUUUAAGCGGAAUCGACUGGUGGCACUGAUAUUUAGCUAUCUC